AUGCUUUACGAGAUCAAUCUCUGCAACUCGUUCGAUACCACAGCUAUCGAUACUUUUUCGCUGCUCAAUUAUAUAGAAGAGACUCCGGACGAUAAGUCGCCUGUCUGGGUUGGUGGUGGAAUUGUAGCGAACGAUUUUGAAUUUUACACCUACAGUGGCCUAACCGCGAAAGACACACCUGAAGGUCCAAGCAGUAUCAUCAAUGGCAAGCUCUUCCCGUACUCUCGAGGCCAAUUAUUCGACUCCGCAUACCCUCCUGUUGGGCCGUCGCGCUUAUCAAAUGUCAACGAUCGCGUCACCACAGGUGCUUACGCUAGUGGCCCAGCAAAAGACAGGAUAGGCUUCUAUUUCAGUGGCAUGAUCUCUGCAAAUGGAAGCGAGCUGGACUAUUAUGCAAUGGACAGCUCAUCCAAGCAUGUAACGAAUGCUUCUUCAAGCUUCGUCAGGAUUGACAUGCAGGAUCCGAACAAUGCCAGUUUCUCAAGUACAACCUUGCCUCCAGCCGUUGUGCUCCGUGGUGAAUCGUGA
Lithohypha guttulata is the source of this 528-nucleotide messenger RNA. RefSeq lists its product as uncharacterized. The transcript has 2 exons. The record is from RefSeq and is a predicted model, not a curated record. Lineage: Eukaryota; Fungi; Ascomycota; Eurotiomycetes; Chaetothyriales; Trichomeriaceae. The coding region runs from base 1 to 528 and encodes 175 amino acids.